Molecule: messenger RNA, 781 nt
Organism: Rhinichthys klamathensis goyatoka
Lineage: Eukaryota; Metazoa; Chordata; Actinopteri; Cypriniformes; Leuciscidae
Gene: ptpmt1
Product: protein tyrosine phosphatase mitochondrial 1
Exons: 4
Coding region: 64-615 (183 amino acids)
Biological process (GO): protein dephosphorylation
Molecular function (GO): phosphatidylglycerophosphatase activity; protein tyrosine/serine/threonine phosphatase activity; phosphatidylinositol-4,5-bisphosphate 5-phosphatase activity
Source: RefSeq, a predicted model, not a curated record
CUAGGAGUAGUUGAGAAAGAAUGAAAUUUCGGUGACUCGUUUCGUUCGUUUACAUGUGGAACGAUGUCCAGUGUUCUAGCAAGGAUUUUAUUUUAUCCCACACUCGCUUACAAUGUUGUCAUGGAAAAGGUCACCUCCAGACAAUGGUUUAAUCGCGUGGAUCCGACUGUCAUUCUUGGUGCUCUCCCAUUCAGAUCAAUGACAGAUGAGUUGGUCCAAAAAGAGAAAAUCAGAGGAGUCAUUACCAUGAAUGAAGAAUAUGAAACAAAAUAUUUCUGCAAUUCAGCUGAGGAGUGGGAAGCUGUUGGCGUUGAGCAGAUCAGACUGGACACAGUGGACCUGACAGGUGUUCCCAGCCUAGAGCACAUCCACAAGGGUGUGGACUUCACUUUGAGACAUCGACAGCAAGGCAGUAGUGUCUAUAUUCACUGCAAGGCCGGCCGUUCACGCAGUGCAACUAUUGCAGCUGCAUACCUCAUCAGGCUACACUGUUGGAGUCCAGAGGAGGCCUGUAAGAUGCUGGCCUCAGUCCGGCCUCAUGUGCUGAUCCGCUCAGCCCAGCUGGAGGUGCUGCAGGAGUACUAUAAGCAAGUCUGUGCUUCCGAGUCCAGCUAGAAGAUACACAGUGUACAAAUGCCAACAUUUAUGCUGAAUCUCAUAUACGUUGUUUUUUUCCUUGCUGGAGUGCAUAUUUUUUUUAUAUAUUUGUAUAAGAUUUUGUGUACUAUACAUAAAAAUAGACUUUAAGCUAUAAUGUCAAUCUGGAUCAUCGGCUAUAUUG